Messenger RNA from Candidozyma auris, 2445 nucleotides. RefSeq names its product Uga3p (gene UGA3). The coding region runs from base 1 to 2445 and encodes 814 amino acids. NCBI's taxonomy places the organism in Eukaryota, Fungi, Ascomycota, Pichiomycetes, Serinales, Metschnikowiaceae. The transcript has a single exon. Gene Ontology annotation, molecular function: DNA-binding transcription factor activity, RNA polymerase II-specific; zinc ion binding; transcription cis-regulatory region binding. Gene Ontology annotation, biological process: positive regulation of transcription by RNA polymerase II. The record is from RefSeq and is a predicted model, not a curated record. Gene Ontology annotation, cellular component: nucleus.
AUGUUCUCCAAGUUCGAUUCCAAGCGAGCUGGUAUGCUGAAUGGCAAAGUCUCGCAAGCAUCAGCGUUUACAGUAAAGACGGAGCUCAACAGCCCUCCUUCCUCGUCAAAAUCUCCCACGGAAAAUAAGACUCAGUCCAUCACUAAGGUCCUGAGCUCCAGAAGCAAGUCCAAACAUGGCUGCUUAACUUGCAAAGUGAGAAAGAAGAAAUGUGAAGGCACUAAGCCCGUGUGUCGGGACUGUCAACGGUUCAGUAAGGAAUGCGUGUGGAUAGAUUAUGAUUCGAUGAAGGUGGAGGAGAUACGACGUCUUAGGAUGAAAGUGAAGGAGCAAGAGAGCUAUAACAAGGUUAGGAUCCGAAGGCCUCACCCAAAGAGCUCGCAAGCAUCUUCCUCACUGAUCAAGUCGACUACAGAAGCCCCGAAUAAGGCAAACCCACGUCCCGUAAGCCAGGCACCUCAAGAAAUGAGCAAGCCUGAGAUCCAGCUACCUCAUGAAAAGCCUUAUGAGAACCCUCGAAAGCGUCAGGAUUUGAGCAAGCCUGACGUUCAACGUCAUCUAGAUGAUACUGAACCUGGGGUGCAGCAAGCUCAAAAAAAGCCCAAACCUGAUACGGAAUCUGUGCCUUUGUCUGAUUCACAUAUCUCACUGCCAUAUGCACAAGCGUUACGUGAAGCUUAUCCAGUGCAGCUAAAUCCGACCAUAAGCCACCCUAAUGACGAUGUGAACUACAUUUCUUUGGGUGACAUUCAUCAUGAUUCGAUAGUGAGAAGCAGGUCUUUCACUAACGGCUUUGAUGCCUUCUCUAUGACAAGAGGUGGCUCGCCUCGUCCUUUCUCUCCAGCUCCCAUGGACAUUGAUGGCCUUGAAGAUACCGAUGCAUCCGCUAAUCCGUCAGAGUUUUUUAAUUUCCUCAAAGAGUAUUCUGCAUUUCUGGGUAGUUUGAGUGCUGCUCAAUCACCACAACAAGUUUCGGAGCUGCAAACGAACAAUAACAACGACGAGUCCCUUGUCAAGCAUUCUCUUAAUUUCAAUAUUCCCGGGUUCUUGGAUCAGGUAAAUCAUAUACCUGUCUCAUCAUCAUCGCAACUCAGCCAGUUGGCAUCUGCAUUCAAUGCUGCAUUCAUACCACCACCAAAAGUCCCUCCGCCGGUUCUUCCAGAGCUUGACGCUUCUGGACGCUACUUAUAUGAUUACUACGUGAACACCCUCUCGAAAAAGGUUUCGAUUGCGCCUCUUAGCCAAAAUGAGUCUAACUCUUACCAAAAAGUUUUUUUGCCGUUGGCUCAAAGAGAUAAAGGAGUCUUGUGUGGUAUUCUUGCGUGGGCUGGCUUUCACUUAGGUGGACAGUGGACUGCUGAGGCAUCCAUGUAUGCGGAAUCUGCCGUUAAAUUACUCACCCAAGAUAUAGAUUUCAGUGGCUCACUUCCCGCUUUCCAUGAGGAUCGUCGUUCUAUAUUGAAUAAGCUAGCCAUAAUCCUUAUUUUGUGUGGUGCUGAGAUUUGCCGCGGUGACGUGAAAUACUGGUCAGUGUACCUCAACUGGGGCUGGAAGCUUCUUAAAGAUAAUGGAGGUAUCACCAAAUUUGAUAAUAACAAGGAAGAGCACUGGCUUAUAACCAACUUUGCGUACCAUGACGUACUAGCAAGUUCCGUCAAUGAACGUGGCACGUAUUUUCCCCUCGAGACCUACCAAAAGAUUUUCAAAGACCCACAAGGAGUUUCUAAAGGCAAUUUGAACCCGUUGCUUGGUGUAUCGAAGAUCCUCUAUAGAUACAUCGCCGAAAUUAGCUCAUUGUCAUUGGACUGCAAGAAUGAGCUUGAAGCGUACUAUCGACGCCAGUCUCCAAAGGUGUCACCAGAAAAUUUCGAUACCGAAGCAUCGUGCUCCCCAGAGUCGGUAAGAAUAAGGGAUGAGACUGCUCUGGAAGUAAGUGAUCAUGGUAAAGUCGGGUCAAUCCUUUACUCUAUAACUGCACGGGCAAAAAAGAUCGAGUAUAAGAUCGACACCGCGAAGCCUGAUCCUGAUGAUUUGGAGAACCUAAACGAUGCUGACUUGGAGUUGCAGCUCAUGUGCUUCGAGGCAUACCAGCUCAGCUGCAAAUUGUUCCUCCGACAGGCAAUUCUAAAGCUCAAUCCUUCCACAAUCGAGUCUCAAAUUCUUAUGAAUGACCUAAUGAAAUGUGUAAGGGUCCUUGUUGAAACACCAAUGCAAGCUUCUUUGGUUUUCCCUCUCUUCAUUGCUGGCAUACAUUCAGUGGCAGAGUUCGACAGAGAGCGCAUGCGGGACAUUCUUAACCAGAUGAUGGAGACGUAUGGGCCAUGGAAUGUGGUCAGAAUCAAGUACGUCAUGGAGAAAGUCUGGGAACAGAACCCAGAUGGUGACAAAGUUGUUGAUUGGCUCGCGAUAUUGAAGCAGUUGGGUUGGGAGAUUAACUUUGCCUGA